Ctenopharyngodon idella (grass carp) is the source of this 3441-nucleotide messenger RNA. It is a transcript of the gene mnx2b, whose product is annotated as motor neuron and pancreas homeobox 2b. The record is from RefSeq and is a predicted model, not a curated record. NCBI's taxonomy places the organism in Eukaryota, Metazoa, Chordata, Actinopteri, Cypriniformes, Xenocyprididae. The transcript has 3 exons. Gene Ontology annotation, molecular function: DNA binding; DNA-binding transcription factor activity, RNA polymerase II-specific. Gene Ontology annotation, biological process: regulation of DNA-templated transcription. Bases 557 to 1546 code for a protein of 329 amino acids.
GGGGUAGUUUUAAACUUGCAGUUGGUGCGAUUGAGUUCCUGUAAGCCACGAGAAACACUUUGGAAACUCCGCGGGCGUCUUUGCUCUGAUGACAAGUCUCAGUCCAAGGACGAUCUCUAAGUGUCUGUAGUACAGUAUGAUUAGUUAAUUAGAAAACUGUCAAGUGAUCUACUCCCGCAGGACAUCCCCUGCAGCCAAUCAGCGCUCACAACGGCGUUAUGACAUAUAUUUGAACGAGCAGAGAGGUUCAGAGAGCAGAGUAGAUGACAGAGAUACUGUUCUAAACAAGAGAGAGCUGUGAUAUAGCACGAUCACGCGCUUGUAUCCUUUCUGGACGCAUUUUCUUUCUUUUUUUUUUUUGUGCGUAAAAGUUUAGAGAUACUUUAUUAACUAUAUAGAUACUUUGGUCGUCUCAUGGGCUGAGUUCCGCAUAUCAGUUAGACUCAUUUCCCACAAGUUAUAAAUAGAGCAGAAAGUAUCACUAAUCGUGUUUAAAACGCAUGCAUCUGUGCGUAAAACACAGCUAUCCAACUCCAAACAACCUAGAAGCGUCGCAAUGGAAAAAUCAAAGAACUUCAGGAUCGACGCUCUUCUGGCUGAAGAACCCCAUCGAGGGACACGAGAAGUAUCACCUGGACUGAGCAGCGACAGCCCGACGGGUAGCCCGGUGUCCUGCAGGCGCGCCGACACUCCGUCCCCCCGCGGGACCCCCGGCGCCAUACACCUCCAAACCGGAAUCAUACCUAAACCAGGGCUGCUCAAUCUCCCACACCCGGGACUCACUUCAAUUCCAGCCAUGUACACGACGCCCAUGUACCCCAUUUCAGCUUUGGGAGGUCAGCACCCUGCCCUGGCGUACUCGGGCUUUACGCAGCUGACGCAGCCGUACCCGGAGCACCUGAAGGCGGCGGCGAUGGCCGGAUCUUUACCGCUGGAGCACUGGAUACGAGCUGGCAUCAUGGUACCACGACUGCCCGAUUACACCUGUGAGUGGGGUAGCAUUCAGAUGACCGCCCCCCAGUCCGGUUUGAUGGGUAAAUGUCGUCGGCCACGGACAGCAUUCACCAGUCAACAACUACUGGAGCUGGAAAACCAGUUUAAACUGAACAAGUACCUUUCCAGGCCCAAACGCUUCGAAGUGGCUACAUCUCUCAUGCUGACUGAGACACAGGUCAAGAUCUGGUUCCAGAACCGGCGAAUGAAGUGGAAACGCAGUCGCAAGGCUAAAGAACAGGCCGCGCAGGUCGAGGUCGAACGCCAACGUGGCGGGACCAAAUCGACCAAUGAGAGGCCAGGAAGGGACGGCCGCAGGGCUCACGCUCAGAGUGUGGAGGAGCACGAGGAAGAGGACGAUCUUGACGAGGACGAUGAAGAAGAUGAGGAGGAAGGGCCACACAAGUUUAUAAACGACAACCUAAAUAUACCACGUUCCACAGACUUUCUGCACCACACAUCUGCGUUAGGAUACCACGCUGACAGCCCGUUCUCUGAGGACGACAUGGAGGAGGUGGGAGCCGGCGAUAGGAAGAUUGGGGCAGGGUUAUGAAAAGAUUUCCAAAUGGAAACUGAGACUGCAUGAACUCACAGCAGCAUUACAGUCCUGUGCUGUGGUUUGACUAUGGCAACAGUAAGAUGAAAAAACUGAGACUAUAAAAGCCAAACCAUUUAGCCACCUAAAGACACAUGAAAAGACAACCAAGUAUACAAGGGACUUCAUUGGUGUUUGAGGUGACAGAGAAUCUUAUACAGACAAGUAGACAUUUAAUAGUAUAACAAAUAACAAACAUUUAAGCUGUGUUCCAAAACCUAUAGACAGCAAUUUAAUAUAAAAUUAAAAAGUUUUUUUUUUAAAAGAAAUUAAUACUUUUAUUCCGCAAGGAUGCGUGAAAUUGAUCAAAAGUGACAGUAAAAACAUUUAGAAUGUUACAGAAGAUUCUGUUCUUUUGAACUUCCUAUUCAUCAAAGAAUCCUGAAAAAAAAAGUAACAUUGUUUCCACAAAAUAUGAAGCAGGACAACUGUUUUCAACAUUGGUAAUAAUAAGAAAUGUUUCUUGAGCAGCAAAUCUUCAUAUUAUAAUGGUUUCUGAAGGAUCAUGUGACACUGAAGACUGACGCCGGAAAAUUCAGCUUUGCAUCAAAGGAAUAAAUUAGAUUUUAAAAUGUAUUAACAUAGAUUUUAAAUAAUUUGCAAUAAUAUUUCACAAUAUUAGCAUUUUACAGUUUUUUUUUUUCCUGAUAAAAAUUAAUGCAGCAUUUGUGAGAGAGACUUCUUGCAAGAACAUUAAAAUAUCCAAGCCCAAUUUUUUGAACGAUAAUGUAUUAUUAAUUCAAUAGCAAAAAGAUAAUAAUAAACAGCUUAAAAUUGUCUGAUUCACCCAGUAUUUGCUAUAUAGAAUAUCAUGUUGCUAUCUUCGCAACAUGCUAACGUUAAAUGCCAUUAGAAUCAAUUGUUCACAUAAGGUGUGCUAUUUGUGAGGCAGUUGCCUGUGUAGGCAGUAAGGCAGAUUACUAGGUUUUGGAACAGAGCUUUUGAUUACACUUUUUGAGAGCUAUGUCUUGUUUCAGCAAGACUUACAUGUUAAUUUAUUGUUUUUGUUCAUUGUAAAUAGCAUCAGAUGUUCUGUGUCAUGCUUACAUGUGUACAGUUUUUGCAGCAAAACACUUUUCCUUCAUUAUUACUGAUUACAAGUAAACCUCAACUAAAUAUAGGCUACAGCUAUGCAAAAAAAAAAUAUAUGAUUUUUUUUUAAUGCUGGUGAAUAUGGAAUCUAAAUGACCCUAUUUGAUUUCUUAAUACACACCUGGUGCAUGAUUCAACCGUGCACAUUAUUCCAAAGAAAUAUUGUUUUGAGAAGUGUCUAAAAUUUAAUUCAGGUUAACAGUAAUAUUAACAGCAAUAAUAGCAAAUAAUGACAGAUUUGAAAAAGAAGCAUUACCAACUGGGAAACGUCAAGAUGUUCUGGUAUGAAAUGGGCACUUUUCAUGACUCAAUCAAUUCCUGAGGCUAUAAGGAUACACUCAUUAUGUGCCAAAACAUCAUUUAUAUAUUUUAAAUGCAUGUAGUAAUUUUAUGUGGUGUCAAACCAAAACAACAAAACAUUAAAUCAGUUUGAAAUUCAUUGUUUUAGAGUUGACUAAUUAUACAACAUGCAUACUAUUUAUUUGCAUUAAAAUAUGCAGUAGCCUAUAAAUGAAUAUGCAUUUCUCUGAUGUCUCUCCACCUAUGCAUCAUUUACCUGUGUGAUGGAAGAGAGCUGGAGGCAUGUCUAUUUCUAAAUGUCAUGGUUACAUUCAUAUGUGGCUCAGUGUUUGUUCACUUUAAUGUUAUUUAAGCAAGUUAAAGUGUGUGUAAUUUAUUUCCAUUGAAGGAUGCAAGGGAGGUCGAUGCACAGUAUAAUAAUGUUAUAUUUGUCUGUGUUGCUGUAAAUUGCUGGAAAUAAA